Molecule: messenger RNA, 3470 nt
Organism: Pteronotus mesoamericanus
Lineage: Eukaryota; Metazoa; Chordata; Mammalia; Chiroptera; Mormoopidae
Gene: THBS2
Product: thrombospondin 2
Exons: 19
Coding region: 21-3470 (1149 amino acids)
Biological process (GO): cell adhesion; negative regulation of angiogenesis
Cellular component (GO): extracellular region
Molecular function (GO): protein binding; calcium ion binding
Source: RefSeq, a predicted model, not a curated record
CUGGCGGUCAGGACGAGGACAUGGCCUUCGACCUUUUCAGCGUCAGCAACAUCAACCGGAAGACCAUCGGGGCCAAGCAGUUCCGGGGGCCCGACCCCCACAGGCCGGCGUACCGCUUCGUGCGGUUCGACUACAUCCCCCCGGUGAGCGCGGAGUCGCUGGGCCAGAUCGCCCAGCUCAUGCGGGAGAAGGAGGGCUUCUUCCUGUCGGCCGCCCUGAAGCAGGACCGCAAGUCCCGCGGCACGCUGCUCGCCCUGGAGGGCCCCGGCGCCGCCCACCGGCAGUUCGAGAUCGUCUCCAACGGGCCGGCCGACACACUGGACCUCACCUACUGGGUGGACGGCGCCCAGCACGUCCUGUCCCUGGAGGAUGUGGGCCUGGCCGAUGCCCAGUGGAAGAACAUCACCGUGCAGGUAGCCGGUGAGACCUUCAGCCUGUACGUGGGCUGCGACCUGGUGGACAGCUUCAUGCUGGACGAGCCGUUCUAUGAGCAGCUGAAGACAGAGAAGAGCAAGAUGUACGUGGCCAAGGGCUCCGCCCGCGAGAGUCAUUUCAGGGGCCUGCUGCAGAACAUCUACUUGGUGUUUGAAAAUUCUGUGGAAGACGUUCUUAGCAGGAAAGGUUGUCAGCAAGACCUGGGAGCCGAAGCCAACGCCAUCAGCGAGGACACGGACACACUGCACCUGAGCCCCGUGGUCACCACCGAAUUCGCGGGCCGGAGCGCAGAGCCGCGGCCGGGGGUGUGUGAGCGCUCCUGCGAGGAGCUGGGCAGCAUGGCCAGCGAGCUGUCGGGGCUGCGGGUCGUCGUCAACCAGCUGCACGAGAACCUGAGGAAAGUGUCCAGCGACAACCAGGUUCUCUGGGAGCUCAUUGGCGGACCCCCGAAGACCAGGAACAUGUCUGCCUGCUGGCAGGACGGCCGCUUCUUCGCGGAAAACGAGACCUGGGUGGUCGACAGCUGCACCAAGUGCACCUGCAAGAAGUUUAAGACCGUCUGCCACCAGAUCUCCUGCCCGCCAGCCACCUGCGCCAGCCCCUCCCUGCUGGAGGGGGACUGCUGCCCGUCCUGCUUCCCCCCAGCGGACGGCGAGGAGGGCUGGUCCCCGUGGGCAGAGUGGACCCAGUGCUCGGCCACCUGCGGGCCCGGCACCCAGCAGAGGGGGCGGUCCUGCGACGUCACCAGCAACGCCUGCCCAGGGCCGUCCAUCCAGACGCGGGCCUGCAGCCUGGGCCGGUGCGACAGCCGCAUCCGGCAGGACGGCGGCUGGAGCCACUGGUCGCCGUGGUCCUCCUGCUCCGUGACCUGCGGGCCCGGCAACAUCACCCGGAUUCGCCUCUGCAACUCGCCGGUGCCCCAGAUGGGGGGCAAGGGCUGCAAAGGCAGUGGCCGCGAGACGAAAGGCUGCCAGGGCGUCCCCUGCCCGAUCGACGGCCGCUGGAGCCCCUGGUCCCCAUGGUCCGCCUGCUCGGUCAGCUGCGCUGGGGGCAUCCGGGAGCGGACGCGCGUCUGCAACAGCCCCGAGCCCCAGCACGGAGGGAAGGCCUGCGUGGGAGACGUCAAGGAGCUGCAGAUGUGCAAGAAGAGGAGUUGCCCCAUAGAUGGCUGCUUGUCCAACCCCUGCUUCCCGGGCACCGAGUGCAGCAGCUUCCCCGACGGCUCCUGGUCCUGCGGUGCCUGCCCAGUGGGCUUCCUGGGCAACGGGACCCACUGCGAGGACCUGGACGAGUGCGCGCUGGUCGCCGACGCCUGCUUCUCCACGGCCAGCAAGGCCAGCCGCUGCGUCAACACGGAUCCCGGGUUCCACUGCCUGCCCUGCCCCCCACGCUACAGGGGGACCCAGCCCUUUGGGGUCGGCCUCGAGGCGGCUCAGACGGGAAAGCAGGUGUGUGAGCCCGAGAACCCCUGCAAGGACAAGACCCACAGCUGCCACCGGCACGCGGAGUGCAUCUACCUGGGCCACUUCAGCGACCCCAUGUACAAGUGCGAGUGCCAGACGGGCUACGCAGGCGACGGGCUCAUCUGCGGGGAGGACUCGGACCUGGACGGGUGGCCCAACAAGAACCUGGUUUGCGCCACCAAUGCCACCUACCACUGCGUCAAGGACAACUGCCCUCUGCUGCCCAACUCGGGGCAGGAAGAUUUUGACAAGGACGGCAUUGGUGACGCCUGCGAUGAUGAUGACGACAAUGACGGUGUCAGCGACGAGAAGGACAAUUGCCGGCUCCUCUUCAACCCGCGCCAGUUCGACCACGACAAGGACGAGGUUGGGGACCGCUGCGACAACUGCCCCUACGUGCACAACCCUGCCCAGAUCGACACGGACCACAACGGCGAGGGAGACGCGUGCUCCGUGGACAUCGACGGGGACGACGUCUUCAAUGAGCGAGACAACUGUCCCUACGUCUACAACACCGACCAGAGAGACACAGACGGCGACGGCGUGGGCGACCACUGCGACAACUGCCCCCUGGUGCACAACCCCGACCAGACCGACGUGGACAACGACCUCGUGGGGGACCAGUGUGACAACAACGAGGACAUCGACGACGACGGCCACCAGAACAGCCAGGACAACUGCCCCUACAUCGCCAACGCCAACCAGGCCGACCACGACCGCGACGGCCAGGGCGACGCCUGCGACGCGGACGACGACAGCGACGGGGUGCCGGACGACAGGGACAACUGCCGGCUCGUCCCCAACGCCGGCCAGGAGGACGCGGACGGUGACGGGCGGGGAGACGCGUGCAAGGACGACUUCGACAACGACAGCGUCCCGGACAUCGACGACGUGUGUCCCGAGAACCACGCCAUCAGCGAGACCGACUUCAGGAACUUCCAGAUGGUCCACUUGGACCCCAAGGGCACCACUCAGAUCGACCCCACCUGGGUCAUCCGCCACCAGGGCAAGGAGCUGGUGCAGACGGCGAACUCCGACCCCGGCAUCGCUGUGGGUUUCGACGAGUUUGUGUCGGUGGACUUCAGCGGCACAUUCUACGUUAACACCGACCGGGACGACGACUACGCUGGCUUUGUCUUCGGCUACCAGUCCAGCAGCCGCUUCUACGUGGUCAUGUGGAAGCAGGUGACCCAGACGUACUGGGAGAACCAGCCCACACAUGCCUAUGGCUACUCAGGCGUGUCCCUCAAGGUGGUCAACUCCACCACGGGCACCGGCGAGCACCUGCGGAACGCGCUGUGGCACACCGGGAACACGGCCGGCCAGGUUCGGACCCUGUGGCACGACCCCAAACACAUCGGCUGGAAAGACUACACUGCCUACAGGUGGCACCUGACCCACAGGCCGAAGACGGGCUACAUACGGGUCUUGGUGCACGAAGGGAAGCAGGUCAUGGCGGACUCAGGGCCCAUCUACGACCACACCUACGCCGGUGGGCGGCUGGGCCUGUUUGUCUUCUCCCAAGAAAUGGUCUACUUCUCCGACCUCAAGUACGAAUGCAGAGGUGGGUGA